Pleuronectes platessa (European plaice) is the source of this 3000-nucleotide messenger RNA. It is a transcript of the gene whrna, whose product is annotated as whirlin a. NCBI's taxonomy places the organism in Eukaryota, Metazoa, Chordata, Actinopteri, Pleuronectiformes, Pleuronectidae. The transcript has 13 exons. The record is from RefSeq and is a predicted model, not a curated record. Gene Ontology annotation, molecular function: protein binding. The coding region runs from base 1 to 2931 and encodes 976 amino acids. Gene Ontology annotation, cellular component: stereocilium tip; stereocilia ankle link complex; photoreceptor inner segment. Gene Ontology annotation, biological process: auditory receptor cell stereocilium organization; sensory perception of sound.
AUGAGCAGCACCGACCUGGAGCGCAUGUCGCUCAGCUCCUCCGCCAACUCGGUGGCCUCCAGCGCGCGGACGCUGUCGGCCAACGUGAGGAAGCUGCACAACGCGCUCAACCUGCUGCUCAGCGACUCGGAGAGGGAGCAGUUCAUCCACUGCCUCAACGUGUACCACUCCAAGCGCAACGUGUACGACCUGGUGCAGACCCUCAACGUCAUCCUCAACGCGCCCGGCAAGCGGCAGCUCCUGCCCCUGCUGCGGCUCGUCAUCCCCCGCUCCGACCAGCUCCUCUUCGAGCAGUACACCUCGGAGGGCCUCUACCUGAAGGCGGAUCUAGCGGCGAGCAAUGGCACCGGCGACCCCCCGCCGGGCGACUUCCCCAGCGCCAGCCCCACUCCACCUCCUGGGCACUUCUCGCCGAGCAACCCCGCGGAGUUCCAGGUGGCGCUGCGGGGGUCCCCGGACACUUUCAGCACCAGCAGCGACGGGACGUCUCCGCUGGUGCCGCUGCUCGGGAGGAACUUCAUCCACGAGCCGCCGGGGGAGAUCCGGCAGGUCAGCAUGAAGCGGCACAAGAGCAACGAGGGCCUGGGCUUCAGCAUCCGCGGCGGCUCGGAGCACGGGGUCGGGAUCUACGUGUCGCUGGUGGAGCCCGGGAGCCUGGCGGAGAAGGAGGGUCUGCGCAUCGGGGACCAGAUCAUGAGGGUCAACGACAAGGUGUUUGAGAAGGUCACCCACGCGGAGGCAGUGAAGGUGCUGAAGGGCAGUAAAAAGCUUUGUCUCUCCGUGCGCUCAGUCGGGCGGAUUCCUGGCGGCUAUGUCACCAAUCAUGUUUAUACCUGGGUUGACCCCCAGGGUCGAGGUGUGUCCCCCCCGCCCGACCUGCUGGAGCAUCGCAGCGCCACCCUGAAGAGAAGCGACAGCCAGCGACGCAGCAACAUGCAGCUGCUGCAGGAGGGCGACGAGAAGAAGGUCAACUUGGUUCUGGACGACGGCCGCUCUCUGGGUCUGAUGAUCCGGGGGGGCGCCGAGUACGCUCUGGGUAUUUACAUCACCGGAGUGGACCAGGCGUCGGCCGCGCAGUGUGGAGGACUCAAGGUGGGCGACCAGAUCCUGGAGGUGAACGGCCGCAGCUUCCUGAGCAUCCCGCACGACGAGGCCGUCCGGGUCCUGAAGUCCUCGCGGCACCUGAUGAUGACGGUGAAGGACGUGGGACGCCUGCCGCACGCCAGGACGGUGGUGGGGGAGACCAAGUGGAUCGCCAGCUCGCUGAUCGGGGAGAGUUCGGCCAACAGCAGCGUCGUAGGGUUCUCGAUGGACCAAGGAGCCUCCGCAGCAGGAAAGCCCGGGUUUUAUAAGGGCGUGGCGGGCUCGCAGGUGACCCUGUCCAGCCUGGUGAACCAGUCCCGGGCCAUGCUGGAGGAGCAGGCACGCCACCUGCUGACGGAGGUGGAGCGGCAGACCAUGGUCUACUACGUGGAGGAGUACCGGGACGGGCACAUCGGCGCCGAGCAGCUGGUCAUGGCGUUGUUCGAGCUCCUCAACACUCACGCCAAAUUCUCUUUGCUGUCCGAGGUGCGAGGCCUGGUCGCCCCCCAGGACCUGGAGUGUUUCGACGGGAUGGUGCUGCGGCGGGAGAUCCAGGCCCUGAAGGCGCGGCAGGGCAAAGCCGGGGGGGCGGCCCCGCAGCACGACUCCCUGUCCAUGGUGUCCUACCCCGACACCCUGAACUCGUCCUCCGCCAGCUUCAUGACCAACACCACCCUCAGCUCUGCACGGGAAAGACUGCUGUGGCUCAUAGAUAUGAUGGAGAACGACAGCGUGGUAGAGACUAAUGGGAAGGAUCCUCCGGAGAGUCUGAACACUCUGCUGACCGACGUCUCUCUGGAUGAUGUUCAGUCCACCGCUGCAGAGUCGCCCCCCUCCUUCAAGCCCCCGCCCCCCCCGGGGGUGCAGAGGCGCCCGAGCAGACGAGAUCCGCUCAACAAAUGCCCCUCGUCCGAAUCCUCCCACUCGGGCUUGUACUUCACGGCCCCGCCCUCCCGCGGCCAUAGCAGAGAGUCAGGACACGCCCCCGCCCCGCCCGCACCACGCCCCCCAUGGGAGCCCGCCAGGGACCCGGUGCAGGAGUACGCCGCCGUCAGAAAGCGAGAUCCUUCGCUGCCGUCCAAGAAGGAGCAGGUAGCAGCUGCUCAGUUGUCCAUGGUCGCCCGGCACAACAUUGGCCCUUUUCCCCGGGUGCAGUCCCCCAACAGAGGCACCAAACCCGCCGCCCCUUCCCCUUCUCCUCCACCCCCACCUCCGCUCCCUGCUCCCCACCCGCCUCCAUCUCUGCCCCUCAAACCCCUGUCCAUGUCCAAAGCCUCCUCCGCCGCCUCCAAGCAGCGGUUUGUCACGGUGGAGGUUCACCGGCCCAACGCCGAGCCCGACGUCAACGAGGUGCGGCCGCUGCCACAAGCUCGAGGUGGCGCCCUGUCUCAGCUGUCAGACAGCGGCCAGACCCUCAGUGAGGACAGUGGCGUGGACAUAGCUGAGUCAGCACACCUCAGCAAAGACAGCAGCCCCCAUUCCUCACGCACCCGCCUCCCCCGAGACCCCCAGGGAGGCGGGGGGAGCAACCCCUCCAAACCGCCGGGGCUGCUGGAGCCCACCUCGACCCUGGUGCGGGUGGCAAAGAGCGCCGGCACCCUGGGCAUCGCCAUCGAGGGCGGAGCCAACACUCGCCAGCCGCUGCCACGAAUCGUCACGAUACAGAGAGGAGGGUCCGCUCAUAACUGUGGCCAGCUGAAGGUGGGUCAGGUGAUCCUGGAGGUCAACGGGGUCUCCAUGAGGGGCCGCGAGCACAGGGACGCGGCGCGCAUCAUCGCCGAGGCCUUCAAGACCAAAGAGAGGGACCACGUGGACUUCCUGGUGACCGAGUUCAACGUGGCUCUAUAGCGGAGCGGAGGAGGGGGGAGAGGAGGAUGACGGGAACAGCAGCAGCAGCAGCAGCAGCAGCGAGGGAGG